CAUUUAUUUAUCAUUACUUUAACUGUAAUAUAUAUUAACUUAAAAGAAAAUACGCCUAGGUUAGUUACUUUUGAGAGAGAGAGAUAGGGGAGGAGGGAAGUAUUUCCGUGCUGCACAUUUCCUGUUUCCUAGCAACAAGAGCAAUGUGGAAAUGGGGAUGGAGGAAGGAAAAAAAAAGACAAUUGGAAAAAGGGGGUUGCCCUUUACAGCAGAAAUAACGCUUAUAAAAAACAAUGAAUGAAAACAUAUCCACGGAGGCUCGCGUUGAAUCAUUGCCGCUUGCAGAGAUGUAUUGACUCAGGGAUCAACAGUGAGGAAUACAAACUAUGAGCACAGUUUACCUGCUUCUCCUGAACUCUCCUCAUUGUAUGGAGCUGUAUCUCACUGACCUCUGCUGUGUUACCUCCCUGGAAGCUCCUCGGACCUUAUUGUAAAGAACUGUCUUCUUUUUUUUUUUUAAAUCACGGACAAUAAAGGCGUCUAAUGCAUUUCCCUCCUUUAUAUUCAUACACACUGUGUCCGGCGCACUCGAUUCAUUCGUUAUCUUGUAAUGGCAGUGCAAGAACCUGGCAGGACGACGGGUUUUCCUUGCAAACAAUGUGGCAUGGUAUGUCCCAAUAUGCCCAGUCUGCUCGAGCACAUGGACGCUCACCUUCAACAGGAGGAAGAACGCAAGUUUAAAUGUGAUGAAUGUGGACGUGGUUACAGGCACGCCGGUAGCCUAGCGAACCACAAAAAGACUCAUGAAGUGGGUUCCUUCCAGUGUAACGUUUGUGGUAAAGAAAACUCUAAUGCUUUGGCCCUGAAGAGUCAUCUGCGGAGCCACACGUCACAGAAAAAGUACUCCUGUGCAGAAUGUGGGAAAUCUUUUCGUCUGGCAACACAGCUGGCUACGCACGAGAGGGUUCAUCUUGCCAGGCGAGUGAAGGAGCAGUCGUAUAGAAAAGUAGACAUGGAUUAUCCCACGCAUGAAAAUGAAAAUGAUCACCCACAUCAUCUCAGUGAACAGUCGACCAGCACUGGGAUUCCUGCAGAAGAUAGCCCAGCUGAGGAGAAGAUGGAGGUUGUUUAUAAUGCACAAUCUGAAAUCUCUGAUGAUGCAGCAAAUCGACCUUUCAGGUGUGAUCUAUGUGACAAAUCAUACAUACACCAUAGAAGCCUGACUAAUCAUAAAAAGACUCACCAAGUGGGAAUGUUCGAGUGCACGGUGUGUUUCAAACUCUUCAAUAACAUGGCUGCCCUCUACAGCCACCAGAGGACUCACAAGGCAAGAAGCGGGACGGACCCUGCUUCAAUGGGUGGGUCGUACUCGGGCACACCACUGGACCAGUUUUCACCUCAGAGUCAGGAUGCCCAAGUCAAUUUUUGCCAUUUGUGUCAGGUUUUAUUCCCCAAUGAUGAAGAGUUCCAGGAACACAUCCAGAUGCAUAACUCUUCAUCUCUGUCAUUUGGACUUCAAGACACCUUGUCAGAGACCCACAAUAUAUCAUAUGACAACAGUAUCGCUUCGCCCGAGUCCAAUUUUUAUGCAUCUCCUAUAAAUAACAUCCCCUCAGUAUCAUCAAUAGAUAAUCAUGGAGUCUUUGAUCAGCCGCAGGAGCAGAUCAUAAGCAACGGUCAUGUGUACUCCGACUGCUCCAAUAAUCAAACACCAUCUUCCAAUAGUACUCAGGGAGAACCCCCAGUCAUGGAAACAAGCAUUCUCGAUCCUGCCCUGUUGCACACACAAAACGCUGACAAUGAAAGCGAAAUGGAAGAGCCUUCGGCUGUAGAUUCUGACGAGCGUCCCUUCAAGUGUCAAAUCUGCGGGAAAAGCUACCGGCACUCCGGGAGCCUCAUCAACCACAAGCGGUCACACCAGGUGGGGAUUUACCAGUGCUCCAUCUGCAGAAAAAAUUAUCCUCACCUGGCUGCCCUCAAAAGUCAUCUCCGUCUCCACAAAGCUCAGCCUUCAUCUUUUAACCUCAUCGGUGAGGGAGAUUGGCUGUCCUCAGAGCCCCUCACUCUGGAUAACCAACAGGGCUGCUGCUUCUCCUCUCAAGAUGAGGAGGAGGAGGAGGACGGCACUCAUCCUGUGCUUGGUAUGGAUCAAGAGAAUAGUGCUGACCACAGUAAUGGGGCUUUGUAUCAUGAGCAGUUCAAUCAGGACUUUUCCCAGCAUAUGCAUCUACCUCACAAUGAACACCUGAUGCAGAGGCACAUGUGUGCAGACUGCGGAGAGACUUUUGCGGAUAUUGCAGGGAUUAAGUCUCACAGUUGCCCACUGCUACAGCAGCAGCAUGACACUACUGGUAGUGACUAUGACAGUAAUAUAAAUUUCCAGGACAGUAAUGGUCACUGUGCCGUUGGAAAUCCAGGGAGUGAUGUCGAGUUUCAUGGUCUGAACGGUAGCCACGACCAAAGUUACUUUGAGCAGAGUUUCCACGACAAUAUGAGCAGCGAUCAGCUGAACGGCGGCAGAGAAGGCGAUAACGCUGAUGAUGAGGAGUACGACGAUGGAGAUCUUUAUCAGUGCUCCAUAUGUGGAAACAGCUACACCAGCAUGAGAGCUCUCAGGAGUCAUCUCCGAGGGCACACCCAAUCCCAUGGUACUCCUGCAAGCUCAGGGCCUUCUUCCAUGUCCUCCCAUGAAGAAGUAAAAGAUGAAGAGCCUGGAGAGAUGAUGAUCUGCAGCACGUGCGGGGAAAGUUUUGCAAAUAGGCAGGACUUGAUAACUCAUCAGCUUCUACACAACAAGGAUGACGCAGAUAACGUCGAUCAUUUACAAGUAAACAACAGUCAUGUGUCUGGAGGCAAGGAGGAAGCACAGAGUAUCAUCUGCGGCAGCUGUGGCAUCUUCUGCACCAGCUUCCAUCACCUCGAGAACCACAACUGCACAGCUGAGAGGAAAGAUGAGUCGACAUACGAUAAAGAGGAAAUGAAAGCAAAAGAUGUUACCCAAAAUGAAGACGCAAGCCUUGUCAACGAAACUCCAGAUACCGAACAUCGACAGUACAAGUGUGAUCAGUGUGGGCGGUCGUACAGACACGCCGGCUCUCUCCUUAACCACAAAAAGUCCCACAAGACAGGUGUGUUCAGAUGUCUCGUCUGCCAGAAACGCUUCUACAACUUGUUGGCACUUAAAAACCACCAGAGGUCCCACUUUGAUAUUAAGAGGCACACUUGCCAUGAGUGUGGGAAAGCCUUCAAAAUUCAGAAGCAGCUACUGAAUCACCUGAGAAGGCACAAAGAGAACCAAGCCAAAAUCCAGGAACUCAACAACCAGAUCCAGGCUCUCAUGCAGAUGAAUGGGACCAGGUCAGAUGGAGGAAUGCAGUCCUUAACUUCAAAUGCCAAUCAGGCUUUAACCUCUUCUCGACGCUGCAAGCAACUGCCCGAAGUAAAGAAGAAGGUACAAAUGAAGACUGAGACUGUCAAAUCAGAGAACACAGGAGACAGACGUCCGUUCGCCUGCGACCAGUGUGGGCGCACCUAUCGCCACGCAGGAAGUCUGGUCAACCACAGAAACUCUCAUAAAACUGGUGAAUAUUACUGUUCUGUUUGUAACAAUACAUACUCCAAUCAACUCGCAAUGAAGAACCACUUGCGCACCCAUUUUGCAUAUAAAAAGCACUCUUGCCAAAACUGUGGAAAAGGCUUCAGGGGAAAGAAACAGCUAUUAGCUCACGUUUGUGCAGACCUCAGAAAGGAUGUGACUGGGGGCAGGAGGGGCGGAAAAUCCAGAGCCUUCAAGUGUAAGGAAUGCAAGCAGGCCUUUUUCUCUGUUGACCAACUGACAGCGCACACCUGUGACAGACCUUCAGGUAGCAGUGAUGCACAAACAGAGAUGUGUUCAAGUAAAGAGGAGCGGCCUUUCACGUGCAACAUAUGCAAUCGCAGCUACCGCCAUGCAGGCUCGCUCCUGAACCACAAAAACACCCACAAGACCGGACACUUCAGCUGCACCUUUUGCUCCAAGCCUUUCACCAACCCCAUGGCUUUACGCAAUCACACGCGCAUCCACACUCAGAAGAAAAAGUACGUGUGUCUCACGUGUGGGAAGGCCUUCCGCCUCGCCAGUAUCCUGCACAACCACCAGAGGGUCCACAACCGGGUGUCCAGUCACUUCAGCUGUUCUGCGUGCGGAAAGAGCUUCCAGGGCAGGUCUGGCUUGAAGAGGCACCGCUGCCGCAGAGGUCAGGAGAACUCGGUGAGAGCUGGAGUCCAGCAGUCAGAGAGGGGAGACAAGUGCUUCAUGUGUGACCUGUGUGGGCGCUCCUACCGCCAUGCUGGCUCUCUCCUCAACCAUAAAAAGACACACUCCGAAAACCUCCACCACUGUACCUUGUGUCUCCAGACAUUUCCUGAUCCUCUCACUCUACAGAUACACUCCCAGAUGAGGCGUCACUGCUGCCCCGAGUGCGGCAAGACCUUCUGUCUGGUCGCGCACCUGCAGAGCCACAUGGAUGUGCACUCGAAGGACCAGCCUGUAGUCUGCAGCAUCUGCCAGCAGAGCUUUCCCAACGCAGCCAGCUACCAGCAGCACGAGGACAUGCACCACGGGUCUCAGGACCCCUAUCAACAAGAACCUGUAGAUAACAUCUGCUGGGACUCAGGAAUAAAUCAGACCAUGGAGAUGGAUGGGAUGCAACAGGAACAGGUUCCACCACCUUUAUCCCAUAUUCCAGAAAGCAUAGCCAACUCACAGAAAAGCAACGACUCCACUGGUGCAGAAGAGAAGAGCCACGUCUGCGAGCACUGUGGCCGCACUUACCGCCACGCCGGCUCCCUCCUCAACCACAAGAACAGCCACAAGACUGGUUCCUUCUUUUGCUCCGUGUGCCAGAAAGAGUUCACCAACCUGAUGGCUCUCAAGAACCACCGGCGCAUCCACACGGAGCCCAAGCGUUACCAGUGUCUGGAAUGCGGAAAGGCGUUCCGCGUGUCCACUCAGCUCAUAUGUCACAGACGAAUCCACACCAAAGAGAAGCCCUUCGCCUGCCUGCUGUGCGACAAGAGCUUUUCAAGCAAGUCCAACCUGCGGCACCAUCAGAAGAUGCACCAGAACACCCAGACCUACGACUCUUCUUUUAGCAUGGAUGCUAACGCGUUUAUGGACUUGGACAUGGGGUCUUUCCUUUGAAGUGGCAAUCCAGAGAAGAGGCUGACUGGUCCUCUUAUUUAUCUGUUAUUUAUCCCUGUAUCAAUAAUUGUAAAACAGUAUUUCUUUUCAGAAAGUGCUCCUUGGUCCUGACAGAAGCUCCUUUGAAGACAUGCAAAUUUCAUUACGGACUUCCAGUCUUACCUCCACAACUGAUAGUGACAUCACAGAAAGCUCUCCAGAGGGUCUGUUGGCUUCAUAAGGCCUGAAUGUUUUUCACAGGAUCCCAGAAUACGGGACGGGCGAUGAAAAUAUUAGUCACCGCUCACUCCUCAAUGACAAACCAACUGACCAAAGUGAACAGAACAGUGCAGCCCAGGUCCAUCUAAGAACAUUAACACUGAUAACAUGUUUUUGUAAGACUGUUCUAACGGUGAUCUCUCCUCUCUUGCUAUGUAUAAUUGUGUUCAGUGCCUCUGUAAGUUCCUUAGGAAACAAAAUAUACAAACUAUAUUUAUCUCUGAAUCCUUUUGUUAGCUUUGCCGUGUCGGAAGGACUGCUCACUCUCCUUAUUGGAUCUCACAUAGGGCAAGCCUGUUAUUAUUAAGUCAAAUACCUCUGGGUGUGUCCAAAGGUCAGUGGCAAAGUGAUUUACUGAAAUCUUAUUAUCAAGUAAAUAGUCGUACAGCUAAUAAUAUUCACGUUGAGUGACAUUGUAUGCUAAAAUGGAUGUAUUUAUUAAUUUAUUCCUGUUAUUUUAUGUGCAUAUUUUAUUAGAAAAACCUUUUAUGAAUGUUGUAAAAAAACAAAAAAAAACAGAAACAAAACAAGAACUGUCCUCGAAAACUCAUGUAGCCUUUAAGGAAGUUCAUCAGUCGAUUUGUAUCUUUUGUUCUCAGUUACAACAAGCAGGAAUGAAUGAGCCAAGCGUGAUUGGCAUCAUUGGCAGCACUCAGGGUAAACCUUCAAAAGGAACACACCUGAUGUGUAAAACAAUUUCGAUCAGUUUCUGAACUGAGCAUAGCAUUUAUUUCUCACUCGUGCCAUUACCACUCUAAUAAUUUAGCCCAUGUAAUAGUCACUCACAACAUUUAGUUGCAGCUCCGUUGGCAGCGCAUGCUGUUGAAUUAUGAUCCAUCUUGAACCCCCUCGAGAAGCACCAGUUAUGUUGAAGUGCCAGUGCCUAAAAUGUAAGUCAACUGUAGCAGUUUAAUGUGAACAAACCUCCUCUCACUGUACGUAUUAUACUGUAAACCACAGUGUUGAUUUUAUACUGUCAUCACUAGAUUUUCUUUUUAAUUUAUAUGCUGGUCUGUGAAUCUCCUCAGACACAAACGUCUUAAAGCAGUAGAUAACAAAGGUAUUUCCUACAGUGUGGUGAAAGUGGUUCCUUUUUGACUUUUCUUCCCUCACAGAUACUUUAUAUGAAUCAAAUCUGUAUUUUUGGACAUAUACGUGGCCAAAAUACCUCCUUUCUGCCAAGCACAAGUAUUACUACAAACAUGCUAUACAUAUAUGAACCAGUUUCACCUUCACUGUCAAGUUCAUGAACCACUUAUCUUUGAAAAAUGUGCAAUUAUUGAUUCUCUGGUUAUUUCUUUUGCCAAGUUGUCUAAUGUGCCUGUUGUUCCUGAAGUGGUUUCUUCUCACAAAUCGAGAAAUCUAGCAAACGUGAACACACAGCCUUUGUUUUUGUUUUUUUAUAACAAAUCUAAAAUUAGAUUUUCUUUAUGCCUUAUUCAUUUCAUUCAUGAGUAUGUUUGGCACUGGUCAGAAGUAUGAAAUACCUCAUGGAAAGCCCUGCCUACCUAGCAACUGCUACUUAAUGCCUCAUGCAGCUUAAUUGUAGAGAAUACACUGUAAUCAUAGAAACUCAGUUACCAGUUGUAAGACAAAUAGAAUGGAUGAAGCAUCGAUUUUAAGGUUUUUAUUUUGUAAUUUGCUGAUGCUGUUCUCUCAAUUUUUUUUCUCUGUUUCUCUGCAGUUUGUUGUUUUCAGAGUUAUAUUUGCACAUUUGUAGAUUUGUAGCCUACGGAGGACAGGAAGUCUAUAAUAAUUCAGCCAACCUGUUGUUGUUGUCAGAGUGUUGACAGGCAACAAGUCGGCUGUCCGAUAGUUCACCUCAGCUAGUUUUGCGGGUCGUAAAAUUUAAGCAAUAUGCUGAAAGUAUUGUUUCAGUGCAUGAACUGAGUCCAUCUCAUUUGUUUUGUCUUACCGUGUAUCGAGUACAGUGACAUCAGAUUCAGCAUACUGACACUAGCCUUGAAAACCCAUGACAACUCACCAUCUUUUAUUAAUUUGUUUGAUUUCUCAUGUGUAAUAACUGUAAUAAUUUAGGUGAUCACACUGUAACAUAUUUUCAUACACCAUGGUAGCCUACAUGUAAACGGACACACGCACAUUUGAGUUCAAACUGACUUAUUUUUAUAUUUCCUCAUCUUAUCUCCUGUGGCACUUAACACGUUCACUCCUCUGUCAUUGAUCACAAUCACCGCCCGGUAUUCGUGACAUGUGUUAAAUCUCAGAGCUCUCUCUGUAAAUAUUAGAGCUCAGAUAUCGCUCAGAUCUCUGUAUGUUCACGGCAAAGAGUUUCUUCAGCAGGAGAAAAGUGAUAGAUUAGCUAUUGUGUAAUAAAAAUAAAAAAAACAUAUACCA
This is a messenger RNA of Larimichthys crocea (large yellow croaker), 7735 nucleotides long. It is a transcript of the gene znf646, whose product is annotated as zinc finger protein 646. Gene Ontology annotation, cellular component: nucleus. The coding region runs from base 551 to 5122 and encodes 1523 amino acids. Gene Ontology annotation, biological process: regulation of transcription by RNA polymerase II. Lineage: Eukaryota; Metazoa; Chordata; Actinopteri; Sciaenidae. The record is from RefSeq and is a predicted model, not a curated record. Gene Ontology annotation, molecular function: DNA-binding transcription factor activity, RNA polymerase II-specific; RNA polymerase II transcription regulatory region sequence-specific DNA binding. The transcript has 5 exons.